This is a messenger RNA of Dunckerocampus dactyliophorus (ringed pipefish), 2564 nucleotides long. It is a transcript of the gene coro6, whose product is annotated as coronin 6. Gene Ontology annotation, biological process: cell migration; actin filament organization. The transcript is spliced from 11 exons. The coding region runs from base 716 to 2125 and encodes 469 amino acids. Lineage: Eukaryota; Metazoa; Chordata; Actinopteri; Syngnathiformes; Syngnathidae. Gene Ontology annotation, molecular function: actin filament binding. The record is from RefSeq and is a predicted model, not a curated record.
AACUUAUCGUCUGUCACUAUGCUAGGUGGCUACAUUUAACAUAACUAAAGUCAUGUAAUUCCACGGAAAUGUUGAGUUCUGACACGUACAUCUCUGUUGUUGGACCUUCAAGUAAGACAAAAAAUUUGCUUUAUUUGCCAAACUAAAACUUUUGACGAGAAAAACUGGGAAAGAAGACGUUUGAAGGAGCCUUCGAAUUGGGACUGACGUUGUGACGUAAUCAGACAAUAUUAAUUGGCAAACUCUCGAGGGUUGUUAUUUAUUAAAUAUGUUAAGACAAUCCGAGAAAUUCAAAACUCAACCAUGAAAUGUAACGAUCUAGAACUUUCUAACGGAUGCCGCUUCCCAUCAGCAGCGGGCAGUCCAAUGAGGUCCAGCUAAGUCCUCCACCAUGAGGGGCCCCCAGCGACAGGACCCCCCCCAGGCCCUUGGACAGUGGCGCGUCACGUUUCCGCGAACACAAGAAGCUCGUUUUAAAAUAGAUGAUGACCCAGUCCACCCCCUCAUCGGACCUCCGCCACCCUCCUCCGUGCCCGGCUCUGCCCGCUGGUUCUGUCUUUCAGUGUGUAGGUGAGAGCACAGUCGCCCAAGCAGGUCCGCGCAGGGAAGCACAAGAAGAACUAGAACCGACACCUCAGGUCCAGCCAGGGAAGAGGGGUCUCCCCAAAACCUGAGUCUCCGCCCCCCUCCUCAGUCUCCGCCCCCCUGCACAGCCAUGAGUCGCAGCAUCGUGCGGCAGAGCAAGUUCCGCCACGUCUUCGGCCAGGCCGUCAAGACCGAGCAGGGCUACGACGACAUCCGCGUCUCCAAGGUGACGUGGGACAGCUCCUUCUGCGCCGUCAACCCAAAGUUCCUGGCCGUCAUCGUGGAGUCCAGCGGGGGCGGAGCCUUCCUGGUCCUGCCCCUUGCCAAGACGGGGCGUGUGGACAAGAACUACCCUCUGGUCAUAGGACACUCUGGGCCUGUCCUCGACAUUGACUGGUGUCCCCAUGAUGACAACAUCCUGGCCAGCGGCUCAGAGGACUGCACCGCCAUGGUGUGGCAGAUUCCUGAUCACUCGUUGAUCCGCCCCAUCACCGACCCUGUGGUGGUCCUGGAGGGUCACUCCAAACGUGUCGGCAUCAUCAGUUGGCACCCGACCACACGCAACAUCCUACUCACUGCAGCCAGUGACAAUCUGGUCAUUAUCUGGAACGUGGGGACGGGCGAGCCCCUCAUGUCCAUGGAUGACCACCCAGACCUCAUCUACAGCAUCAGCUGGAACCGCAACGGAAGCUUCUUCUGCACCACCUGCAAGGACCGCCGCCUGCGCGUCUGCGACCCCCGCAAGGCCGAAGUGGUGGCGGAACGCUUGGCGCCUCACGAGGGAAUUCGACCAAUGAGAGCCAUCUUCACCCGAGACGGGAACAUUUUCACCACCGGAUUCACCAGGAUGAGCCAGAGAGAGCUCGGACUCUGGGACCCGACCAAUUUUGAGGAACCCAUCGCUCUGUUGGAGCUGGACACGAGUAACGGCGUCUUAUUACCGUAUUACGACCCAGAUGCCAACAUGGUCUACCUGUGUGGAAAGGGAGACAGCAGCAUCCGUUAUUUUGAGAUCACGGAGGAGCCGCCCUACGUGCACUACCUCAACACCUUCAGCAGCAAGGAGCCACAGAGAGGGAUGGGCUUCAUGCCCAAAAGAGGCGUGGACGUCAGCAAGUGUGAGAUUGCCAGGUUGUACAAGCUGCACGACAAGAAGUGUGAGCCCAUCACCAUGACCGUGCCCAGAAAAUCGGAUCUUUUCCAGGACGACCUGUACCCGGACACGGCUGGGCCUGAGCCCGCCAUGGAGCCCGAAGAGUGGCUGGAGGGCCGCGAUGAAGACCCCAUUCUGAUGUCCAUGAAGGAGGGCUAUGUGCCACCAAAGAGCCGAGAGCUCAAAGUGGCCAGGAAGAACGUGCUAGAUUCCAGACCCGCCCCCCGACGCAGCAUGUCCACGUGUGACGCCGCCAGCCUGCCGCCUCAGCUCCUUGAGAGACUGGUGGAGGAGAUCCACAACCUGAAGGCCACAGUUUUGUCUCAGGAGAAGAGAAUCUGUGACUUGGAGGACAAACUUUCACAGUACACUAACGGCACAGCCUGAGCGCCCCCUCCCCUCCAGAACCGCUCCUUGAGGACUGUUCUGAAGUGCUAAGCAAAGCUGCAGUGGCGCCGCGGUCCAGUGCUGCAACAUCCCUGUGCUGGAACAUAAUCGACAUUGCAGUGUGAACAUAACGGACCUGAAACUCUUUUUGGUGUUUUUAUUUGAAGGAGUGACAAGGGCUGAAGGUUUGAGGGACGCACUGAGCCGACUAAGUCAACAAAAAGGACCUCCUGCCUGGAAUGUCAAACGAGUCGUUAAAGUAAGUAAGAAGCCUUUUGUUUUUGCUGCGUCGGCUCGUCUCACAACAUGACGACAAGGUGUAAAUAGACACAAGUACAAAGAAGAGAAACCGUGUUCAACUUGUAGCAAAAUGGGACAAAUGUUGUAAAGGAUUAGACACAUGAUGACUAAAAUAAAAGUGUUUUUUUUAUUAAAUCUU